CGAGCCCGCCGCCGUCUCCAUUUUGUAGGCAGAGGCCGGAGGGGUCGGGUCGAGGUGCAGGCCGUCCUCAGCUAGCUUGUUGGUGCUCGCGGCCGCCCUCCAUCCGUGCCUCGUGUCCCCUGGAAAGGGAGGGGGGGCCUCGACAUCGGAAGGCAGCCGCUGCCGCCGCGGGAGCUCGAAGUCGCCAGGACUUCCCCUCGAGCUUGUGUGCUGAGGAGACUCAGAUGUUGGCCUCAGCUCUUAGGCUGAACUCGGCAGAUUGGCCCAUGAAAACUUCUGUUUUGAGACAAAGGAAAGGAUCCGGGAGAAAGCAACACCUAUUAUCCUGGGCUUGGCUGCAAAGAAGAGUACAGGUGGAAAUCCAGCAAUCUGAAAAGCGGACUGGAAGGUGACACAGAAGCUGAAGAUGGGUGGUGGAGAAAGGUUUAACAUUCCAGACCCUCAAUCUAGAAAUGUUAGUAAGAACCAACCACAGCUCAAUAGACAGAAGACCAAGGAUCAGAAUUCCCAGAUGAAGACUGUUCAUACGAAAAAAGAAAGAGGACAUGGUUAUAACUCACCAACAGCUGCAUGGCAAGCCAUGCAAAAUGGGGGGAAGACUAAAAACUUCCCAAAUAAUCCAAAUUGGAAUGCCUCGAGUCCUAGUGUGCUUUUUAAAUCUCAAGCUAAUCAGAACUAUGCUGGAGCCAAAUUCAGUGAGCCGCCAUCUCCAAGUGUUCUUCCUAAGCCACCCAGCCACUGGGUUCCUGUGUCAUUGAAUCCUUCAGAUAAGGAAACAAUGACCUUUCAAUUGAAAACCUUACUUAAAGUACAGGUAUAAGAUUAGGUACUAAUGUUUAAUUUUAGUCACAGUUACAAAUGGUGCUUGACCGGUCUCAGAUUUCAUUAGAGAAUGAAUCUAUUUGUGCAAAACUGCCAAUAAUGUAAAAAUACAGACUAUAUCAUGUUUUUAGUGCUGUGUUCACUGUGUAAUAGUACCAGUGCAACUUCAAACAACUAAAUGAUUGUACUUGAGAGUGUUCUCAAAUGAGUAACUUGAGACCACUGAAGGUUAGAUUUGGGAGGAAUGUUAAAGGAAUCUUUUCUGUUGGGAGAGAGCAAUUUAAGGUUUGUAGGUCAGAUUUACUUGUAAAGAUGUACAAAGAUUGAAAACAAGGCUGACAUUUGAAAGUUUAAUGUCCUAGGAACACCUAAACCAUUAACAUGUGAAUAGCUUAAUGCACUGCCAGAAGAAAAUGUGAAUUUUCCUUAACAGUAACAGCAUUUUACUGAGUUGUACAGUAGCAAACGUGUAACAACUGGUGCUUGGGGGCUUAUUAGAAUGAGGCAGAGUAGACCCCAGUGGUCUGAUUUCUUAAAUGUAGAUAGCUAUCUGCCAACAGAUGCACCAGAACUUUUUCACAGAAAUAGUAUUAAAGGUCACUCAAUAGCUUUUUAAUUGUUGCCAGUCCUGGGGCUUGAACUCAGGGAAUGGGUGCUGUCCCUGAGCUUUUUUGCUCAAGGCUAGUGCUCUAUCACUGGAGCCAUAGCUCCACUUGUGGCU
Messenger RNA from Perognathus longimembris pacificus (Pacific pocket mouse), 1543 nucleotides. RefSeq names its product proline rich nuclear receptor coactivator 2 (gene Pnrc2). The transcript has 3 exons. Gene Ontology annotation, cellular component: P-body; nucleus. Bases 407 to 820 code for a protein of 137 amino acids. The record is from RefSeq and is a predicted model, not a curated record. Lineage: Eukaryota; Metazoa; Chordata; Mammalia; Rodentia; Heteromyidae. Gene Ontology annotation, biological process: nuclear-transcribed mRNA catabolic process, nonsense-mediated decay.